AUGGGUUUCAGAAUCUCAUCAUAUACACUGAUCAAGGCUGUGUCGCUGGCACAUCUGACAGCGGCUUACCUGCUGCUCUACAGGCCCCACGUCCUCGCUGAGCAGAAUGUCGUUGUCAUUCUGGGAGAGUCGAUGCAAGUGAACUCUACCUCAGCUUUUAGCAAGCCCACCGAAGUCACCGCCCUCGCAUCCAUCCUCCUAGCCUUCCUCGGUGUCAGCGACUUGAUCGCAGCAAGCCUUCCCGAACGCUCGUGCCUCGAAUACUGGUCCAACAUCCUCCCCUUCCGCCUCUUCAUGCUGUUCUCCAGUACCGGAUACAUCUACCUCACAAGGACCGACGACACCACUACCUCCACCCUGCGAGCCUUGAAGGGCAACUCUAGCCCUCUCGACCUCGUCAAGAACUCGUUCGUCUUCACCUUCUUGUUCAUGGAGACACUUCACUGGUUCUGGGUAUUUGUCGCCAUGAAGGAAGACAGACGCGAGUGGAUGGUCCGCGAGGCAACUGCACAGCUCCGCGAGGAAGAGGAAAAGAAGUUCAGAAUGUAA
Aureobasidium subglaciale EXF-2481 is the source of this 549-nucleotide messenger RNA. RefSeq lists its product as uncharacterized. NCBI's taxonomy places the organism in Eukaryota, Fungi, Ascomycota, Dothideomycetes, Dothideales, Saccotheciaceae. The record is from RefSeq and is a predicted model, not a curated record. The transcript has 2 exons. The coding region runs from base 1 to 549 and encodes 182 amino acids.